This is a messenger RNA of Paramecium sonneborni, 685 nucleotides long. NCBI's taxonomy places the organism in Eukaryota, Ciliophora, Oligohymenophorea, Peniculida, Parameciidae. The record is from the annotation of a GenBank genome assembly.
AUGUAAAUAAAACAAUAAAAAAUUAUAUUCUUUAUUUUCUUGGAAAUGGUGAAGACCUGUAUAUUAUUAAUAAAAAGUUUUCUUAGCUAGAGUUCAUUCAAUACAAUGUCAAUUUGUGCAGAAUAUUUACAAGCACACUUUAUUUUAGUUGAAUACCCAGGAUAUGGAGUAUAUAAUACAAUUACUACAAUUGAUUAAAUUUAGAAGGAUGCUUUAAUAGCUAAUAAUUAUGUAAAAUAAAAGUUUUAAGUAAAUGAUAAUUAAAUGGAGGCUUUUGGCAACAAUUUUUAUAUGAAGAUCAAUUGGAACUGGCCCUGCCUUUUAUAUUGGAGCUCAAAGGAAUUGUGCUGGUUUAAUAAUAUUUUGUGGAUAUAUAACAUUAUUUAAAUUGGUACAUCAUUUAUUACCAAUCAAAGCGUAGUAUUUUAAAAAUGAAAACAAUUUAUAUAAUGAGGAGAAUAGUCAAAAAAUUUAAUGCAAAUGUUUAUUUAUUCAUGGAAGACUUGAUACUUUAACUAUAGAAUAAAUAAAAAUUAAAGAUUUAUCACAAAUAAGUUUACCUGCUCAUAUCAAAGAUGAAUCAUAUUUGUAAAUUUAAGAAGAAAUGACUCAUAACUAAUUAAAAAUUAAAGAUGAAUUAAGCGCUCUACUGUUAUCCAGAAUUAAAUAAGAAUAGAAAUUUUGA